AUGCGCCCAGGGUCACUUCCCGCGAGCCCUAUUGAACUCUUCGGGAUAUCUUCCUCCCCUGACUUCUCACUGCGGCGUUUUGCCCGGAGUUCAAGUCAGAACAUGCAAAAGCUGCAGCAGCACCCUCCAGAGGGGGCCCCCCAGCAGCUACCAGCGUCUUCUUCCCAGGGGGCCCCCGUGCCCACCGCUGCCCCCACCCCCAACACAACACCCCCCCAAACGCAGCCACAAAACCCCUCAGAAACUUCUGCUGCGUCUCUAGAGCCUCUCGUGGGGGCUCCUGGGGGCCCCCUGGGGGCUCGCGAGCCCCCGGGGUCACUCCUCGAGCCCAGCUCCUGGGGGGCCCUCAGGGGCCCCCCUUCUCAGCCAAACCCCACUUCAGAAGAGGCAGCACCGACAUCUCAGCCUCAAGGCCCACUCAAUGGCUUCCAACAAGUCCCAUUUCGCCAGGAACAGCAGCUGCUGCUGCAGCAAAUUCAGCAGCAGCAGCAGCAGCAGCAGCCCCCGCGGUCAGCGGCGCCGCAGGCUGCACAGCAGCAGCUUCCUUUCUACCCACAUGUGCCCACGCUUCAGAGCCUUUUGCUGCAGUCGAUUCCCCGGGCCUACGAGCAACAAUACCAGCAGCAAGAGCCGCCGCAGCACGAAGCCACACAGCAGCAGCAGCAGCAGCAGCAGGAAGCCACACAGCAGCUGCAGCCCCAGCAGCUGCUGCAGCGGCCUGCGGGGCAGCCCCAAGGGCCCACUGAUGGUUCCAUCAGGGGGCCCCUAGCAGCACUGUCGGGGCCCUCGAUGGUGCAGAGGCACCGGGCCUCGACGGAGCAGGCUGCUGCUACUGCUGCUGCUGUUGCUGCUGCUGCUGCUGCUGCUGCUGCUUCUGUCCCAGCAGUAGCAGCAUGGCCUGCAGACUGGGACAGGGGCGUCAGAGAUGGAGAGGGACCCUCAGUAGUUCAGCCCGGAGACCGCAAAAGGAAGCCUACAGGGAAAGCUGCUGCCUCCAGGCGCAAAGUUGCUGCUGUAGAUCCGCGGCAGCAGCAGCAGCAGCAGCAGCAGCUCCAGUACAGGGAGCAGCCUGAUGUCAGCCUGCUGCUGCAGCAGCAAUACGGACUGCAGGGCCUUCCGGUAAAUGUCGGCGUGAGCGCGUCGGCGAGGCAGCAGCAGCAGCUGCUCAUUCUGCACCAGCUGCUGCUGCAGCAGCAGCGCUCGCUCUUCCAGCACUCUGAGAAGCAGCAGCAGCAGCAGUGGCAGCUGCUUCAGCGGGAUUUGCCGCUGCUGCAGCCUAGGGAGCAGCAAGCGCAGCAGCCAGGCGACAAGUCCUCUGUGCCUCUUGCUUCCUCCCAGCCUUCUGCUGCCGCAGCAGCAGCAGCAGCAGCAAGGCACACGCUGCAGCAGCUGCAGCACCUACAUCAAGCUGCCCUGCAGCUGCAGCACAAGGAGCUGGGGCUUUCGAUGCGCGAGCUAGAGACCCUCUACCUGCCCGUUCUGUGGAGCUCCAGCAGCAGCAGCAGCAGCAGCAGCAGCAGCAGCGCCAGCAGCAGCGGCAGUGCCAGCAGCAACAGCAGCAGCAACGCAGGGGAGGCGUCUCUAGGGAAGUAUAGCAGCUGGAAAAGAGACAAGGGGACUUUUUUUGCUGCUGUUGGCGAGGGCUGCUGGAUGGCGUGGCCAGCUGAGCGCCAAAACAGCAGCAGCGAGUGGCUGCAGCAGCAGCUGCAGCAGCAGCAGCUGCAGCCGCUGCUGUCGUGCGUGGUGGGGGAGAAGGAGCAGCGGGCCCUGCUGCAGCACAUGUGGUGCAGCGGGGCAGACGCCGUGGAAGCUGCUGCUGCUGCUCUGCGGGGGCCCCCGGGGGCCCCGGGGGCCCCCAGCUUUGUUGAUAUUGUAAUGAGGCUGCCCCCGCCUUGCUGCUAUUCCUGGUCUGUAAGAAAGAAGGGGAUUUUAUUUGUGUGGCGGCAUGUAGCAAGUGGGGAGCAGCAGCAGAAGCAGCUGCAGCAGCAGCAGGAGCCACUGCUUCAGCAGCAACAGCGGGAGCAGCUGCUGCAGCAGCAGCAACAGCUGGCCCCGUAG
Eimeria necatrix is the source of this 2058-nucleotide messenger RNA. RefSeq lists its product as hypothetical. NCBI's taxonomy places the organism in Eukaryota, Apicomplexa, Conoidasida, Eucoccidiorida, Eimeriidae. The coding region runs from base 1 to 2058 and encodes 685 amino acids. The transcript has a single exon. The record is from RefSeq and is a predicted model, not a curated record.